UCCCCUCUCUCACAGACAGCGCAGGGACACACGUGAUCCGCUGUCGCUGGCUCCUGACAGUCGCUGGUGAAGCUCAGCGGGGAAACAGAUUGCACCUUUUUCUCUCUCGAAUAAUACUGGAUUUUCCCCACUGCUUCCCUGUUUGCCCAAUACAUCUACUUUUUCAGAGGACAGAGGGGAGAUUAUUUCAGGUAAAGGAUCUUAAACGUUGAUUUUUUUCAUCACCAUUGAGGUUUUGGGGGUUUGGGAAGGCUGAAGAUCUCGCUUUUUUCUCCUCUAUCAGUGAUGCAGUGAUUCCAGUACAAAAAAAUCGGAGAGCUUCGCAGAGCAUCAUUAGUGAGGUAGAUGGGACAGAGGUCAGGAAAUGAUUUCGUAGAAGAAAUAAAAGUUUAGUCUUAGUGUAUUAGCUUUUUUAAACAAUUCAAUACAACAGUGUCACGUUAUUUUAGAAACAUUAAGACCAGUGUCGCUUGUUAAGGGAGGGUUUGGACUGAAGAGGAUUGUGUUGCACCCGUGUUCGCUAGCAGAUUGCUGGUCAUUAUGUUGAAACGGUUGUAAGCGCUGGGAUCGGACGGCGGCCUUGAGACACAGAGGGCCUGUCGGGCUGCGCUUGUCAAUCGCUGCAGAGCUGUUUGACAGUUUUGUGUUUUUCAGCACCGCCGGGGAGGAGACAGCGCGAGAAGCCGAAAGCAAUGACUCCCGUCGUCUGUUUCAGCACGAUAGCGUGAAUCUGAUGAAAGGAUCUGGCUAUCCAUCACCCAUCUCAAGCGUUUGCACUUUAAUUGGAUCAGAAAGGGAACUGCACAAUGUUCCAGAAUAGAAUAAAGGAACUGAUGGAUAUCUUCGUCAACAUACGUUGUUUUUAAGUAACUUGGAUUAUAAAAAAGGGGAGAAAGGUGCGAAAGAAGAGGCAGAAGCCACUCGAUUUCAAAACAGUAUUUGGUUGAUGCGUGACUUCGUUCGGCAGUUAUAGCGUGGGAAAUGAUCUCGAGCGGCGAUAUAUUCUGCCCUCGGAGUCUGGCCUGCUCGUAGACUGCAGUCUGCAGGUAUGCCAAGAAAGGUUUUUAUUCAGAAGGUUUAUAAUGCCUCAGUGCAAAUUAAUCAUUUUUAGUAGCCAGCCAGUAUACUACAGGGAAUACAGUUAUAUGUUGAAUUAGUUUAGGCCUAUAAGUCUUGGACUUAAUUUUUUUUUUCUCAGAGGCCAAUUACAAAAACCAACUUUUUUUUACAACAUGGUGCUUGCAAUGAGGCACGGUGCCCAUUUAAUCUGGGUAGGCCUGUUCGUGUGCUGUAUGUUGGACCUUGGUGCCAGCUUGGAGUUCACGGGUGCAGAGGGACAAUGGGCGAGGUUUCCUAUGUGGAAUGCGUGUUGUGAGAGCGAAAUGAGCUUCAACAUGAAAACGAAGAGCUCCCACGGACUCCUAGUGUACUUCGAUGAUGAGGGCUUCUGCGACUUCCUUGAGUUGCUAAUACACAAUGGCAGACUUAGCCUCCGGUUCUCAAUAUUCUGCGCCGAUCCCGCCACAGUGCUGUCGGACACAGCAGUCAACGACAGCCAGUGGCACGCGGUCACAAUAAGGAGGAACUUCAAAACCACCACAUUAAUUGUGGACAAAGAGAUAAAAUGGGUGGAGGUGAAGUCAAAAAGACGGGACAUGACAGUAUUCAGCCAUUUAUUUUUAGGGGGGGUACCGCCGGAACUACUGUCUGCAACACUGAGGCUUACAUCGGCGGCUGUGAAGGACCAAGUUCCCUUUACAGGAUGGAUAACCGACCUGAAAGUAAACAAUUCGGAACCUGCGCUUAUUGACAGCGAAGGAGUCAAAGAUGAUGUCUGUGGCUCAGACAAUAUGUGUUUAAAUGGAGGAGUCUGCAGCGUUAUCAACGACGAACCGACCUGCGACUGCUCACAGACUGGGUAUCAGGGAAAGGACUGCAGUGAAGAAGACAAGUAUGUUCAAGGUCUUGCGCACCUGAUGAUGGGCGACCAAGGCGCGCACCCCCGCAUUGCUUCAGCCACCGGAAAAGAAGAAUACGUCGCCACCUUCAAAGGAUCGGAAUACUUCUGCUACGACCUGUCCUUGAACCCGAUCCAGAGCAGCAGCGAUGAAAUCACGCUCUCGUUCAAAACGCAGCAGAGAAACGGCCUGAUGCUGCACACGGGGAAAUCGGCCGACUACGUCAACCUGGCGCUGAAAAACGGGGCGGUGUCUCUCGUCAUUAAUCUGGGGUCCGGGGCCUUCGAAGCUCUGGUGGAGCCGGUCAAUGGGAAGUUUAAUGACAAUGAUUGGCAUGAUGUCAAAGUUACCAGGAAUCUCCGUCAGCACUCAGGCAUUGGACACGCUAUGGUAACAAUAUCUGUGGAUGGAAUUCUGACCACCACGGGAUAUACACAAGAGGACUACACCAUGCUAGGUUCUGAUGACUUUUUCUAUGUCGGGGGCAGUCCUAGCACGGCCGACUUGCCAGGAUCGCCCGUUAGCAACAACUUUAUGGGUUGCCUAAAAGAGGUAGUGUAUAAAAACAACGAUGUCAGGUUGGAGCUGUCCCGAUUAGCCAAGCAAGGAGACGUGAAGAUGAAGGUCCACGGCAUGGUGGCCUUCAAGUGCGAGAACGUGGCCACCCUGGAGCCCAUCGCCUUUGAGACGCCCGAGUCCUACAUCACGCUCAGCAAGUGGAACGCCAAGAAGACGGGCUCCAUCUCCUUCGACUUCCGCACCUCCGAGCCCAACGGCCUGCUCCUCUUCAGCCACGGCAAGCCCAAGCAGCCGCAGAAGGACGCCAAGGGCCCGCAGACGCUCAAGGUGGACUUCUUCGCCAUCGAGAUGCUGGACGGCCACCUCUACCUGCUGCUGGACAUGGGCUCGGGCACCACCAAGACCCGGGCCGUCAACAAGAAGGUCAACGACGGGGAGUGGUACCACGUGGACUUCCAGAGGGACGGGAGAUCAGGUACCAUCUCUAUCAACACCAUCCGCACGGCCUACACGGCCCCGGGCGAGAGCGAGAUCCUGGACCUGGACGACAGCCUGUACCUGGGGGGGCUCCCGGAGAACCGGGCGGGGCUGGUCUUCCCCACGGAGGUGUGGACGGCGCUGCUCAACUACGGCUACGUGGGCUGCAUCCGCGACCUCUUCAUCGACGGCCAGAGCAAGGACGUGCGCCGCAUCGCCGAGGCGCAGAAGGCGGCCGGCGUCAAGCCCUCCUGCACCAAGGAGGCGCCCAAGCAGUGCCUGAGCAACCCGUGCCAAAACAACGGCGUGUGCCGCGAGGGGUGGAGCCGCUACGUCUGCGACUGCUCCGGGACCGGCUACCUGGGCCGCUCCUGCGAGAGAGAUGCCACCAUUCUGAGCUACGACGGCAGCAAGUUCAUGAAGAUCCACCUGCCGGUGGUGAUGCACACGGAGGCUGAGGACGUGUCCCUGCGCUUCCGGUCCCAACGGGCCUUCGGCGUGCUGAUGGCCACCACGUCCCGGGACUCCGCCGACACCCUGCGCCUUGAGCUGGACGCCGGGCGCGUCCGGCUCACUGUCAACCUAGACUGUAUCAGGACUAACUGUUCCUCCAGCAAGGGUCCGGAGACAAUAUUUGCUGGCCAUAAUCUGAACGAUAACGAGUGGCACACGGUCCGAGUGGUCAGGAGGGGGAAGAAUUUGAAGCUGACCGUGGACGAUAUGCAGCCUGUGGAAGGUCAAAUGGCGGGCGACCACACCCAGCUGGAGUUCCACAACAUCGAGACGGGCAUCGUGACGGAGAAGCGCUUCAUGGCGGUGGUGCCGUCCAACUUCAUCGGCCACCUCCAGAGCCUGUCCUUCAACGGCAUGGCCUACAUCGACCUCUGCAAGAACGGCGACAUCGACUACUGCGAGCUCAACGCCAUGAUCGGCUUCAAGAACAUCAUCGCCGACCCCGUGACCUUCAAGUCUCGCACCAGCUACGUGGCUCUCAACACCCUGCAGGCCUACUACUCCAUGCACCUGUUCUUCCAGUUCAAAACCACGUCCUCCGACGGCCUCAUCCUCUACAACAGCGGGGACGGCAACGACUUCAUCGUGGUGGAGCUAGUCAAAGGAUAUCUGCACUAUGUCUCUGACCUGGGGAAUGGGGCGCACCUGAUCAAGGGGAACUCCAACAAGCCCCUGAACGACAACCACUGGCACAACGUCAUGAUCUCCCGGGACACCAAUAACCUCCACACGGUCAAGAUCGACACCAAGAUCACCACCCAGACCACUGUGGGCGCCAAGAACCUGGACCUGAAGGGUAAGCUGUUCAUCGGGGGUGUUGCCAAGGAACAGUACAAAGACCUGCCCAAGCUGGUCCUCGCCAAGGAGGGCUUUCAGGGCUGCCUGGCGUCGGUGGACUUGAACGGACUUCUCCCGGACCUGCUGUUGGACGCCCUGGACUGCGUGGGGCAGAUUGAGAGGGGCUGUGAAGUUGCAUUGAUGAAAGCUGACUUGCAAGGCCCCAGUACCACCUGUCAGGAGGACUCGUGUGCCAAUCAGGGCGUGUGUCUGCAGCAGUGGGAGGGCUUCAGCUGCGACUGUAGCAUGACGUCUUUCGGAGGGCCACUCUGCAACGACGCGGGAACGACGUACAUUUUCGGGCGCGACGGCGGGCUGAUCGUGUACACGUGGCCUCCGAACGACCGGCCGAGCACGCGGGCGGACCGGCUGGCCAUCGGGUUCAGCACGCAGCUGAAGGAGGCCGUGCUGGUGCGGGUGGACAGCUCCUCAGGCCUCGGGGACUACCUGGAGCUGCACAUCGAAAGGGGCAAUAUUGGAGUUGUAUUUAAUGUUGGAACAGAUGACAUUAAUAUUGAAGAAACGACAAAGUUUGUAAAUGAUGGAAAAUACCACAUAGUGCGGUUUACGCGGAGUGGUGGCAAUGCCACACUACAGGUGGAUGACCUGCCUGUCAUUGAGCGAUAUCCCACAGGCAACAAUGAUAACGAACGCCUGGCGAUUGCUAGACAGCGAAUCCCAUAUCGACUUGGUCGAGUAGUUGACGAAUGGCUACUCGACAAAGGACGGCAGCUUACUAUCUUCAACAGCCAAACCACCAUAAAAAUCGGGGGUAGGGACCGCAGCCGCCCCUUCCAGGGACAGCUGUCUGGCCUCUACUACAACGGCCUGAAGGUGUUCAACAUGGCGGUGGAGGGGGACCCCAACAUCCGGAUCGAGGGCAGCGUGCGACUGGUCGGGGAGUUGCCCAUCACGCCCCAGUCCAGUGUCACGGCCAACAACCGCUCCGAGACGUCCACCUCCAUCAUGGAGAUCACCACGACGACCGCCUCCAGUCGCCGGGGCAAGCAGCCUACUCCUCGUGAACCUCAGCAGACCACGGAUGACCUGUUGGUGGCGUCUGCGGAGUGUCCGACUGACGAUGAGGACAUAGAUCCCUGUGAGCCGAGCUCAGGUGGGUUAGCCAACCCCACGAGCCCGGGAACAAAGGGGUACCCGGGCACCUCAGAAGUGUUCCGGGAGUCCAGCAGCACCACGGGCAUGGUGGUGGGCAUCGUGGCGGCCGCCGCCCUCUGCAUCCUCAUCCUCCUCUACGCCAUGUACAAGUACCGCAACCGCGACGAGGGCUCCUACCACGUGGACGAGAGUCGCAACUACAUCAGCAACUCGGCCCAGUCCAACGGCACCGUGGUGAAGGAGAAGCCUGCCAACAGCGCCAAGAACUCAGGCAAGAACAAGAAGAACAAGGACAAGGAAUACUACGUGUGAUCCGCCUCCCUGCUCCCUCCCACCCAAAGCCCCCACCCCUCCCACC
Messenger RNA from Anguilla anguilla (European eel), 5778 nucleotides. Its product is annotated as neurexin-1a-like. NCBI's taxonomy places the organism in Eukaryota, Metazoa, Chordata, Actinopteri, Anguilliformes, Anguillidae. The transcript has 24 exons. The coding region runs from base 1233 to 5732 and encodes 1499 amino acids. The record is from RefSeq and is a predicted model, not a curated record.